CAGCUCUGACAGAAAUAGCCGAGCAGGAUGACGGCAUUUACACACAUUGGGCUCUCGGCUUUCCUGCCGCUUUGAUCAUCGCCAAAAAGAAAGUCGAACCGUCUCGCUUUCAGGACUGCCCGCCAGAAGGGGACAAAAGAAACAAGCCCAGGUUCGGCUUUGUGUUGGCAUUGUCUACUUUUAGCAGCGCUGCCCUGGAUCGCUGCGUUUGGAACUUUCACCGGGUCCGAGUCGAGCAGACGGCGGGCGGAGGUUCGAUCCCAGGCUCCAGCGGCAAUGGGGCUCCCCACUCUGGAGUUUACCGAUUGCUCCCUGGAUAGCCCCGACUUCAGGGAUCGUCUGAAAGCGCAUGAGAUCGAGCUGGAGCGGACCAACAAAUUCAUCAAGGAACUGAUAAAAGACGGGCUUAUGCUGAUUAAUGCAUUGAAAAAUUUGUCUGCAGCAGUUCAGAGGUUUUCACAGUCAUUGCAGGAUUUUCAGUUUGAGUGCAUUGGUGAUGCAGAGACUGAUGAUGAAAUUAAUAUUGCUCAGUCCUUCAAAGAAUUUGCACAACUUCUUCAUACUGUUGAAGAAGAGCGAAGACGAUUGAUUCAGAAUGCUAAUGAUGUUUUAAUUGCACCACUGGAGAAGUUUCGUAAAGAUCAAAUCGGAGCAGCAAAGGACGGAAAGAAAAAAUUUGAUAAAGAAAGUGAGAAAUACUAUUCUAUAUUGGAGAAGCAUUUGAAUCUAUCAUCAAGGAAAAAGGAAGCACAUUUACAAGAGGCUGAUACACAAAUUGACAAGGAACGGCAGAAUUUUUAUGAAGCUUCAUUGGAAUAUGUGUUCAAAGUUCAAGAAGUUCAGGAAAAGAAGAAAUUUGAGUUUGUUGAACCUUUGUUGGCAUUUCUUCAAGGGUUAUUCACAUUCUACCAUGAAGGCUAUGAGCUUGCACAGGAAUUUGCCCCAUACAAACAGCAGCUCCAGUACAAUCUGCAAAACACCAGAAAUAAUUUUGAAAGUACCAGACAGGAAGUGGAAAAAUUGAUGCAGAGAAUGAAGUCAGCCCCUCAGGAUUACAAACCGCCUGGUCAAUGGACAAUGGAGGGAUAUCUUUAUGUGCAGGAAAAACGACCCCUUGGAUUUGCAUGGAUAAAACACUACUGUACCUAUGACAAAGCAACAAAAGCAUUUUCAAUGACCUUAUGUGAACCAAAGUCAGGAGGAAAAUUGAAUGGCCUUGUAACAGCUUCAGAAAUAUUCAAACUGAAGUUUUGCAUUCGAAGAAAGACAGACUCAAUUGAUAAACGCUUCUGUUUUGAUAUUGAAGUGGUGGAAAGACAUGGCAUUGUAACACUACAAGCUCAGUCUGAAGCCAACAGGAAACUUUGGUUGGAAGCAAUGGAUGGAAAAGAGCCAAUAUACACUCUACCACCUCUUAGCAAGAAAGAAGAAUUGUACCUUAAUGAGGCAGGUUUUAAUUUUGUAAAGAAAUGCAUUGAAGCUGUGGAGGCAAGAGGUAUUAAUGCCAUGGGACUGUACAGAAUGAGUGGAGUAAAUUCCAAAGUGCAGAAGCUAAUGAAUACUGUAUUUGCACCUAAAGCAGCACCUGACAUGGAACUUGAUAGUGAAUUGUGGGAUAUGAAGACCAUUACAAGUGGCCUUAAAAACUAUCUCAGAUGCCUUGUAGAACCAUUGAUGACUUAUAAACUGCAUAAGGAUUUAAUUGCAGCUGUUAAAUCAGAUGACCAAAAUUACAGAGUCCGUGCUGUUCAUGCAUUGGUUUAUAAAUUGCCAGAAAAGAACAGAGAGAUGCUUGACCUUUUGCUGAAACAUUUGGUGAAAGUUUCCACUCACAGUCAAAAGAACCUGAUGACUAUAUCUAACUUAGGUGUGAUUUUUGGUCCAACAUUAAUGAGAUCCCAAGAAGAGACUGUAGCAGCAAUGAUGAACAUUAAAUUUCAGAACAUUGUGGUUGAGAUUCUGAUUGAGAAUUAUGAAAAGAUAUUCCAUACUCUACCUGACCCAAAUGUUCCUCUUCCUCAACCUGAGCAGCGAUCUGGAUCGAGACGAAGCAAGGCAACUUGCCUGUCAACAGGCCCGCGAAGACCCAAAGCCAUCUAUAGCCCAACAUUGUGUCUGGCUGAUGCAGACAGUGAUGCUUUCAGCAGCAGCCCAGACAGUACACCGAUGGGAAGCAUUGAGUCUCUGUCCUCUCAUUCCUCAGAGAUAAACAGUUCCUUGAAAACCAGCUCUUCUCAGCGUCAUUUGCAAAGGGAGAUAGGAGACAGUGGAAUACCAUGGGUGUCAGCACCUGCCUCACUGCCUGGACAAAAGAGCACAAUUGUCUGGACGACUAGCCCAGAAUCAAGUUCCAGUGAAGAUACUGUCAAAACAGAUGGUCAGGCAGGUUCUCAGAGUUUGUUGUCUGUCAGUAAUGUAGGAAACACAUCUCAGACAUUAAACUUGUGCAGUGAGGGAUCCUAUAAAUACACUGGGCUUAAAAGAUCAAUAACAACUUCUCUAACAUCUCUCCCUACAACAGAUGGUACUAAUACUAGAACCUUUAGUAGUUCUGUUCAAAAUCUUUCUUCAGUGGAUUUCAAAGAUACACCCAAAACUGCAUCUAACCCAGCACUUCCUCCAAAAGUGACUAUUAGACGAAGACUAGACACAUCAACAAGCAAUGGCUAUCAGAAACCUGGAUCAGUAGUUGCAUCCAGAGCUCAGUUAUUUGAAAAUAUUGGUACUGCUAAACCAAGUUCAUCCAAAUGCCAAGCCAAAGCUAUGUAUGCUUGUAAAGCCGAACACAGUCAUGAACUUUCUUUCCCACAGGGAGCAAUAUUCACUAAUGUACAUGCAUCAGUGGAACCAGGUUGGCUACAAGGAACAUAUGAAGGGAAAACAGGACUGAUCCCUGCAAAUUAUGUUGUCUUUCUUUGAUAACUGCUAGCAAGACUAGAACAUCUCCAUGGUAUCCAUGGUGAACAAAAUAUCACAAACUAAGAAUAUUAUAUUCCAACACACCUAAACAGAUGUCAGACAGUCAGAAGUGGUGGAGUAUCUGUAUCUGCAGAAUAUAUGCUUUUUUAUGGUAUGGAGUACAGGAUUGUAGUCUGCAUCAAUAUCUGUUCAUUUUAAUUAAAUAAAUACUCACCUUAUUAUCCGUAGUUAUUGAAACAAUUGAUUUUGCAGUGUUGAAAAUGGAAAAGAUGAUUGAUUGAAGUUAAGUGUAUAUAGAUGUACAUAUAUGUUUUAAAAAGCUAUGGCAUAAGUAUUUCAAGACUCCCUGUAUUAAGUCCCAAAUACUGGAUAUGGGUUUUAUCAUAACAGUAUGACCAAUGGAGGGUUUGUUCCAUUGAUUUAUGUUUAUUUCCCUGAAAAAUGUCACAUUGGAUGGAGAAAGGAGAAAUGUGUACACAUUUAAUGAUCUCAGCCUGCUGUCUUCCUCUGUAGCAAAUGUGACAGAGUUGGGGCUCCAGAGCCACCUCAGAUGCUUCAUGCAGAGUUGGCCACCACUGCUCAAGCCAUUGUCUUCCACGGUGAAAGGCUGUCACAUUAUCACAGCUGCACAAACUCUGCUUUUUUACAUCUGUAAUUUGAACCCAGCUGGAUUGUUUUUCUUUCAGGCAGAAACUCUGUUGCUUUUCCAAACUAAAUCUCCCUUUUUUUUGCAAUCAAAUAAUUUAAUUGAUUACAUUGUAAAUUGAAU
Hemiscyllium ocellatum (epaulette shark) is the source of this 3688-nucleotide messenger RNA. RefSeq names its product Rho GTPase activating protein 42a (gene arhgap42a). The transcript has 24 exons. The record is from RefSeq and is a predicted model, not a curated record. Gene Ontology annotation, cellular component: cytoplasm. Gene Ontology annotation, molecular function: protein binding; GTPase activator activity. Lineage: Eukaryota; Metazoa; Chordata; Chondrichthyes; Orectolobiformes; Hemiscylliidae. Gene Ontology annotation, biological process: signal transduction. Bases 277 to 2919 code for a protein of 880 amino acids.